Messenger RNA from Pimephales promelas (fathead minnow), 2522 nucleotides. NCBI's taxonomy places the organism in Eukaryota, Metazoa, Chordata, Actinopteri, Cypriniformes, Leuciscidae. The record is from RefSeq and is a predicted model, not a curated record.
ACACUUGGAAGGCAUUUAAAGAAAAAAGUCACAACUCCUUUUGACAAACUGGUUAUAUUAGUUUACUGGAAAAGUUCUGGUUGAACAGGUUUAAGUUCAGAAGAAAAUAACUCCACAGUCCUUUACGGAAAUACAUGUUUAAAGGAGUUUCAAAGUAACUUCUGCUCAAGACAGUUCAAGUUCAGUGGAGGAACGAGCAACACCACAUCGUCAUUAUUCAUGCUGUGAAUCUGUGAGUGGCGAUGGCGUCUGUUAAAGAGCAGCUUCUAAACUCACUGGAGAACCUGACAGAAGAUCAUCUGAAGAAGUUUCAGUGGACCUUAGAAAAUAAUCAUAAGUGUAUAUCAAAGUCUGAAAUGGAGAAUGCAGAUAGGUUGAAAACUGUGGAUAAGAUGGUGGAGUGUUUCGGGCCAGAAGAAGCAGUGAAGAUCACAGUGGAGAUCCUGAGGAAGAUAACCAGGAAUGAUCUGGCUGAGCAGCUGGAGAACAAACACAAGCAAGGCUCAGCUGAAGAUAACAGACAAGCUACUCUUCAUGAUUACACAGAGGCCAGCUGCAGACUGAAGGACAUAUUAAAACAGGAGUGUGAGCGGAUAUUGGUGGGUAAUUCACAGACGGGUCAUCAGAAAAACCUGAACGAUAUCUACACUGAUUUAUAUGUGGUGGAGAAUGAGACUGGAGGAAGAGUGAACGAGCACGAGGUGAUACAGAUCGAAUCUCACAAUCGACCGACUGCCAAGGAGACUCAAGUCAAGUGUAAUGACAUGUUUAAACGAAACUCAAAGGUACUGACGAUGGGGAUCGCAGGGGUGGGAAAAACUGUCUCAGUCAAUAAAUUCAUCCUUGACUGGGCUGAAGGAAAAGAAAAUCAGGGUAUAAACUUCAUAUUUCCACUUCCAUUCCGUGAGCUAAACCUGAUUACAGAGGACUGCAGUCUCACAGAACUGCUUCAUGAACACUUCUUUAGUGAUAAGGAACUGCCCUCUCUUCCUAAAGGUGACAGGAAGGUCUUGUUCAUUUUUGAUGGACUGGAUGAAUGUCGCUUCCCUUUGAGUUUUGAAGAUGGUGUCAGAUUUACAGAUGUUCACAAAAAAACAACAGUGAGUAAGAUAGUUACAAGCCUGAUCAAGAGACACCUGGUUCCCUCUGCUCUCAUCUGGAUCACUUCCAGACCAGCAGCAGCCAGUCUGAUUCCCCGAAGAUACAUUGAUCAAGUGACAGAGGUGCGUGGGUUUAACGAUGAGCAGAAAGAGCAAUACUUCAUCAAAAACAGCAGUCCUGAGGUCGCUGGAAACCUCAUCAGUCACAUCAAGAAAUCCAGGAGUCUGUACAUCAUGUGCCAUAUCCCCGUCUUCUGCUGGAUCUCUCUCACUGUUCUUCGGCCUCUACUGGAUCAAGAGAGCAAUGACAAAACUCCCACAACUCUCACAGGGAUGUACACAAGCUUCUUAAUUUCUCAGCAGCAACAGAAGAAAGACAAAUACUGUGCUGUGCCCGAACCUAAAGUCAAUGCAGUGUCUUUUGAUCAGAUUAUUCUGAAGCUUGGGAAACUGGCCUUUCAACAGCUGGAGAAAGGUCAACUGAUUUUCUACAAAGAAGAUCUUGAGGAAUGUGGACUCGAUGUCAGGGAAGGUUCAGUGCAAUCUGGGUUAUGCACUCAGAUCUUUCAGAAGGAAACUGUUUCAGCCAGAAGUGUUUUCAGCUUCGUACAUCUCAGCGUCCAGGAGUUCCUUGCUGCUCUUUAUGUGUUUAUGAUGAACAAAAACAAGAAAGCAAACCCAUUUCUUCAAUCCCGCAGUGAAAAACUGACAUGGAAACUGUCCAAAAAGUCACAGUUUCAGCUUCAUAAGGCUGCAAUCAACAAGGCUUUAGAAAGCAAGAACGGACACCUGGACCUUUUCCUUCGGUUCCUCCUGGGUCUCUCACUGGAGUCCAAUCAGAGUGACCUGAAGGAACUACUGCCAAAACUGAAACUCAAAUCAGAGAACGUUAAAGACACUGUUGACUAUAUCAAACAGAAAAUAGAGACAGAGAAAUCAGUAGAGAGGACCAUCAAUCUCUUCUACUGUCUGAGUGAACUAAAAGAUGACUUUGAGGAGGAAAUCCAGAAGAAUCUGAGCUCAGGAAAUCUUUCAGCAGAUCUCUCCUCUGCUCAGUGGUCUGCUCUGGUGUUUGUGCUCCUGAUGUCAGAAGAAACUCAAGAGAAGUUUGAACUGCAGAAAUACAGAAGAUCUGAUGAAGCAGUGAUGAGACUACUGCCAGUGAUCAAAAACACCAGAAGAGCACUGCUACAUAGCUGCAAUCUCACUGCUCAGUGUUGUGAGAGUUUGUCUUCAGCUCUUCAAUCCUCAAACUCCUUCCUAAGAGAGCUGGACCUGAGUAACAAUGACCUGCGGGAUUCAGGAGUGAAGCUUCUCUCUGAUGGACUGAAGAGCCCAGACUGUCAGCUGGAGAUACUGCGAUUAUAAACCAAGGGUUCUCAUCUGUGGCCCUCAAGAUCCACUUUCCUGCAGAGUUUAACC